GUCGGAAACUGCCGCAUCCUGGAGGUAUUUCAUGAGGAUGUUGAAGAGGUAUGUUUUGGGUGAGCGAAAGGUGUGUAUCAUAUCUGGCAGCUGCUCACGAUCACAUGCAGCCGGGUCCUGAAAGACCGGCGCUACUUUUUUUACAGCAUGACCAUAUCUCUCAGGAUGUCUGGGAUGGCACGGGAUCUGACGAGGGAUUUCUGUCUCGCACUAGCUGUACGACUAGAAGGAGCGCUGUUUUGCCGUUCGCUAGGUUGGACCACCGUAUUCGGUCGAUGAUCGAGCCUACUGGAUUUGCAGGCUGUUUUGCUAUGCAUCACUACAGCGUCGACAUGCAGCUGAUCACAGCCCUUGUGGAGAGGUGGAGGCCGGAGACCCACACUUUUCACUUACCCGGCGGAGAGUGCACGGUUACACUACAGGACGUGGCCAUUCAGACCGGACUACCAGUAGACGGUCAUGCUGUUACAGGAGGUAUUGUACAUGAUUGGGCUGCAGUGACAGAGAGGGUUUUGGGGAUUCCUGCGGGCAGAUAUCCUAAAAAGCCUGCAAAUUCCACAGUCCGGACUUCUUGGAUCCUAGAGAGUUUCCCCGACUUCGGUGCAUUACCAGACCAGGCGACUGACGAGCUUGUCCAUCGGUACACACGGGCGUAUCUCUUGCUCGCUGUCACAGGAUUGUGCUUCACUGACCUCGGUAGUGGAAAGACUUCGUUACAGAUUCUUCCACUUUUAGAGGACUUGGCGGCAGUUCGGACCUACAGUUGGGGAUCGGCGACACUGGCUUACUUAUAUCACGAGCUUUGCUCAUGUUCGUUGCGGUCUGCGAAUCGCCGCAACAUGGGCGGGCCGUUGUGGAUACUGCAGCUGUGGGCAUUGGACCGACUUAGAGUUAUUGCUCCCGCUCUUGCCGAUCCCACUAUUUCACCACAUCUACCACUGGGCGACAGGUGUGUUUUACUGCCGGAGAAACGCCAGCCGUGCGGCUCGACACUCGCUGCCUGA
This is a messenger RNA of Mercurialis annua (annual mercury), 1004 nucleotides long. Its product is annotated as serine/threonine-protein phosphatase 7 long form homolog. The coding region runs from base 51 to 1004 and encodes 317 amino acids. The record is from RefSeq and is a predicted model, not a curated record. The transcript is spliced from 4 exons. Gene Ontology annotation, biological process: meristem maintenance; meristem development. Lineage: Eukaryota; Viridiplantae; Streptophyta; Magnoliopsida; Malpighiales; Euphorbiaceae.